CAUCCUGGAUGUGCAGCACGUAAACUGGUCCGAUCAGAUGCAAAUCAGAGGCACCGCUUCCUCUUCUCUCUCUUCAUAACUGAAGUAUUUUCACCGGUUGUUCCUCGUUUACUUUUCAUCUGACAAAAUGCCUCUAAAGUUCGAGUUGUGUCCCGGUAGAAUGAUCGGAGGAAAUCACCCGUGCUUCAUCAUAGCUGAAAUUGGACAAAAUCACCAGGGAGACAUUGAGAUUGCCAAGAAAAUGAUCAAAAUGGCAAAGGACUGCGGUGCUGAUUGUGCCAAAUUCCAGAAGAGUGAAUUGGAGCAUAAAUUCAACAAGCGAGCCUUGGCGCGCCCGUACACCUCUGUUCACUCCUGGGGGAAAACUUACGGUGAUCACAAGCACCAUCUGGAGUUCAGCCACGAGCAGUACAGGGAACUGCAGAAAUAUGCUGAGGAGGUGGGGAUCUUCUUCACGGCCUCGGGGAUGGAUGAGAUGGCAGUGGAGUUCCUCCAUGAGCUUAAUGUGCCUUUCUUCAAAGUGGGCUCAGGAGACACCAACAACUUCCCCUAUCUGGAAAAGACUGCCAAGAAAGGACGGCCCAUGGUGGUGUCCAGUGGUAUGCAGAGCAUGGAGACGAUGCGUCAGGUCUACAAAACAGUGAAGGAGCACAACCAAAACUUUACCAUCCUGCAGUGCACCAGCGCCUACCCUCUGGAACCUGAAGAUGUCAACCUCAGAGUGCUAACGGAGUACCAGAAGGAAUUUCCCGAUAUUCCCAUUGGGUAUUCCGGCCAUGAGUCUGGGAUCAGUAUUUCAGUCGCGGCCGUAGCUCUGGGUGCAAAGGUCAUCGAGCGCCACGUAACCUUGGACAAGACUUGGAAAGGAAGUGACCACUCAGCCUCUCUGGUGCCCAGCGAGCUAGCCGAGCUGGUCCGUUCCAUUCGACUGGUGGAGAGGUCGUUUGGGACCGGCGUCAAGCAGAUGUUACCUUGUGAGAAGGCGUGCCAUGAUAAGCUGGGUAAGUCCUUGGUGGCCAAGAUCAAGAUCCCCAAAGGAACUGUCCUGACUCAGGACAUGUUGUCGGUGAAGGUCGCAGAGCCAAUGGGCAUAGCUCCCGAGGACAUCUUCCAGCUGGUCGGUAAGACCGUGAAGGAGGACCUGGAGGAGGACGACAGCAUCUUGCCGGAGGUGGUGGAUGACUACUGCAAGAAGAGGAAGUGCUGAGGAUGGCAGGCAGUUUAUAAAUGGGUAGAAAAGGCACUUAAUUUGAGAGGAAAUGUUAUUGAUUCCUCUGGGGAAAAUGGUAAUUUUGUUUGGUGGUGCAGGAAUUUCAUCGAGGUCCUGGGCGACCAGUAACUGAUAGUUUCAAUGUAUCACAGCUGGGGUUCAAACAAUUAACUCCUUUUUCUCAUAUUACUCUUUGCCAAAGUGUUUUUAUUGUCCAGAAAAGAGCCUCUUUAAAAAGGCUAGUAGUUUCAGUCCUGCUGUCAAUACUAGUGCAGUGCUUUCUGAGGUGGCACAAAAGCCAGUUGUUACUGUUAACUAAACAUACUUUGCACUGUAGAGGUUAAAGGAACGUUAAACACAUGAAGCUGCUACUGGUCAGCUCAUCACACAUCAGUGAGGAAAUCACAGAGCCCCUUUGCCAAACAGUCAUUGUUUUCUUCUUGUACCUGAUCAUUAAUGUAAGGUCAUGAUAUCAGGCAGGGUUUGUUUUUGUGCUGCUUCUUUGAGAGAAGCACAGUAAGACUGGAGCCAGACGCUUCCCAAAACACAAAGAAGAAAUGCCCCCCCUCGCAAAAUGAAACUUGUUUUGGUCAUGAAACGAAAUCCGGCCGGAUGUUAACUGAACAUGUACAAAUCCUGUGGAGACUCAGUUGAGAUCUGAUGUUCUGAAAAGAUCCAAAUAAAUUGCUACCCAAAU
Messenger RNA from Anoplopoma fimbria (sablefish), 1907 nucleotides. It is a transcript of the gene nansa, whose product is annotated as N-acetylneuraminic acid synthase a. Bases 128 to 1207 code for a protein of 359 amino acids. The transcript is spliced from 6 exons. Gene Ontology annotation, biological process: carbohydrate biosynthetic process. Gene Ontology annotation, molecular function: N-acylneuraminate-9-phosphate synthase activity. The record is from RefSeq and is a predicted model, not a curated record. Lineage: Eukaryota; Metazoa; Chordata; Actinopteri; Perciformes; Anoplopomatidae.